Sclerotinia sclerotiorum 1980 UF-70 is the source of this 117-nucleotide messenger RNA. RefSeq lists its product with no specific name. The record is from RefSeq and is a predicted model, not a curated record. The coding region runs from base 1 to 117 and encodes 38 amino acids. The transcript is spliced from 2 exons. NCBI's taxonomy places the organism in Eukaryota, Fungi, Ascomycota, Leotiomycetes, Helotiales, Sclerotiniaceae.
AUGUUUGGCUCUAUUGUGAUGAUUGUUGGGUCAUUCAUUCGGGGAUUUUCGGCAAAUGGCUUGGCAAUCCAAACAUCUCUAUGGGGAUUUCGGAAAGAACUCUCAUUGGUAAGAUAA